Molecule: messenger RNA, 273 nt
Organism: Protopolystoma xenopodis
Lineage: Eukaryota; Metazoa; Platyhelminthes; Monogenea; Polystomatidea; Polystomatidae
Source: the annotation of a GenBank genome assembly
AUGCGUCAUACGCUUACAGAAACCUUCCUGUCUAUAAGCACAUGCGGUACCCUCCACCCCAAUCGACCGGCUUAUUUCAGUUACUCUGGCCUUGCUCGAAGCCUUAGCCCAGCAAUCCGGACAAAUGUCACCAAAGUUAGUCCAUGCAAUCGGGUCAGUCUUGCUACAACCCCUACAUCAUCAUUCCGAUUUGUCAGCCUUUCCUCGUCAUGUGAAAUCCUCUUAUCACCGUUCACUCACACUCCACCAGGACUCAGUUACCAGGCCGCCUAA